AUGGAGUCUCCAGAAAUCGAAUGCGAUGAUACUCGUGACGACGACAACGAUUCCUUUCACUCCUUUGUUCAAAGCUUAAGCCCGGAAGGCUCAUGUAAUUCACUACAUGAUGACGGCUACGAGUUCGACAUGGACAUCACAAACGAAGUGGAGGAAGACGAGGGUGAAAAUUACUGCAAGGAUGUGGCAGAAAAAGUUGAGCCAGAGCCUAUUAAAUUGGAAGCAAAGACCGAUGAUGUCAUGAUAGAGAAACCAUCUAAAUCUUCCAGCCCUGACUCUGAGAUACACCAUGACGAAACUGCUACCGUGGAACUUAAAGCGUACAAAGAUCAGCUGGUUCUUAGCAAAGCUGAAAAGAAAUUGGAUAAGUCUUCAUCCAACCCUUUGGUCAACAAAUUUUUCACCCAAGCUCCACGACAUUCGCCAAUGAAGAAUGACUCGGUCACAAAUAACUUACAAGAGCUAUCUGAUGAUUUAUUUGAUAUGAGUCUUGUGGCUCAAAAGCCAACAACUUUGAAGCGCGAUGCCAUGCAGAAGUAUGCCUUCACCGAAAUGUGGAUUGGUUCUCAGCAGAAACGCUCACCAAUACAAGACUUUGCCACUGCCAUGGAUACAUAUUUUCACAACGCCAACCCUACCCGGUUUGACAAUCGGACGCGUAGCGAUGAGGAAGGGAGCUCAAAUAUGUAUGAAGCAUUUGCCACUGCCGAGGAACCAAAGCUAUUUGAUGAGCCAACACGCGAAGAGAAGCAAAACAUAGCCAAGACAAAUGAAUUACAGUCAAGCGCUGAUGAAUCGAAUGGCUCGCCGAUUUUUGCUCAAAAGGAAGAGCCAUAUGUCUCGCCCUUCGAUGAUAUGCCUCCGAUGCCACCAGUGAAACUGAUUGAGAGUAACAAGAAGAGAGUCAUUACUGUGCCAGCCGGCUUCGAUUUGAUGAAUCUUAACAAAUACAAGGAUCCUAAUCAUUGGCAUAUUCGUUCUACCACACGCAACACUGAAAAUGUUGACUAA
Erythranthe guttata (spotted monkey flower) is the source of this 1011-nucleotide messenger RNA. The record is from RefSeq and is a predicted model, not a curated record. NCBI's taxonomy places the organism in Eukaryota, Viridiplantae, Streptophyta, Magnoliopsida, Lamiales, Phrymaceae.